Brassicogethes aeneus is the source of this 819-nucleotide messenger RNA. The record is from the annotation of a GenBank genome assembly. Lineage: Eukaryota; Metazoa; Arthropoda; Insecta; Coleoptera; Nitidulidae.
ACUCUGCUUCUUGUGCUCUACUCUAACACAUCAUGAAAUUCUUAGUGGUUCUUGUAGCUCUCGUAGCUAUCGCCUCUGCUGGAGACAAAAAAGAAAAACGUGGACUUUUGGGUCUUGGUUACGGAUACGGAGACUUGAGCUACGGUCAUGAUGCCCUUUCCUACGGACAUGGACAUGGAAUCAGCUCUGCUUCUUUAGUACACGCUGCUCCAGUAGUACACGCUGCUCCAGUAGUACACGCUGCUCCAGCCAUCUCCACUUAUUCUCACGCUCCUUUGGUAUCCACUUACUCUGCUCCAAUCGUAGCUAAGACCUACUCCGCUCCUUUGGUAUCUUCCUACGCCGCUGCCCCAGUUGUAUCCCACGGAUACGGUCAUGGACAUGGACUCUCUUUGGGAUCUGGAUACGGAUACUCCAAAUCUUACUCAGCUCCUUUGGUAUCUUCCUACUCUGCUCCAAUCGUAGCUAAGACCUACUCUGCUCCUCUUGUAUCUUCCUACGCCGCUGCCCCAGUUGUAUACCACGGAUACGGACACGGACAGGGACUCUCUUUGGGAUCCGGAUACGGAUACUCCAAAUCUUACUCCGCUCCUUUGGUAUCUUCCUACUCUGCUCCAAUCGUAGCUAAGACCUACUCUGCUCCUCUUGUAUCUUCCUACGCCGCUGCCCCAGUUGUAUCCCACGGAUACGGUCAUGGACAUGGACUCUCUUUGGGAUCCGGAUACGGAUACUCCGGUGUUUCUUCUUACGGACACGGAUGGUAAAUGAUACUGUGAUUUUUGUAACCUGUUUGUAAAUAAAUAUUUUGCUGUAUUAAAC